AUGAGCGACGACUCAAAUGAAGAGAUACAAAGUUUCCGUGUGCACUUGAGCGGCGCGGGUUAUUUUUCGCACUCUCUGCUGUAUUACGGUUAUUAUAGUAACUACACGCUUCAGACAGAGCUUAGCUGCUCUGAAUCAGUGAACAGGACGUCCUGUAGUUCUGCUCUGUCAUAUAACAUGCCUCUGGUUUACUUCUUCACCAUCGGUGUGGCGUUCUUCAUCACCUGCAUCAUCCUCGUCUACAGCAUGUCCAAGUCAUUUGGUCAGAGUUUUCGUAUCGAUAAGUCUAAAGGACUUUUGGCCAUUAAAGUUUUCAGCUCUUGGGACUUUAAAGUCAGUAAGAAAUCUUCAGUCAGACUCCAGCGGGAAAACAUCGGCACACAACUCAAAGAGCUGGUGGCGGAAGUGAACCGUCUGGAGUUGAAGUUUCCUGUCCUCCAGCGAUUAUUCCGGCUGUUUAUUCACAUGUUGGCAUGGCUUAUGUGUCUGGGCAGCACGCUGGCAUGUGUGCUCGCUGUGUAUUACUUCUCUGAACACAUGCACAAGCACUUGAUGAUUAACGCUCGCUUGAACACGAGCUCCUCUAAUGAUCUGUUACUGAAGGAGGCAAGUCUGUUAGCUCUUCCUGUGGUCGUGUCCAGCAUCAAUCUGCUCCUGCCUGGAUUCUUCAACACUGUGGCCUGGAUGGAGGAGUAUGAUUCUCCCAGCGUGCUCAAUUACAUCUCAAUUGGCAGGAACUUGUUGUUGAAAGUGAGUGUUUUGGGGGUGCUGUGUUAUCAUUGGCUGGGGCGAGUGGCAUCAGACCCUCAGAGUCUGGGAUUACAGUGCUGGGAGAAUUUUGUCGGGCAGGAGUUGUACCGUUUCCUUCUAAUGGACUUUAUCUUCACGCUGCUCGACACAUUCUUUGGAGAGUUUCUGUGGAGGUUGUUUUCUCAGAGAGCUCUGAAGAGGAAAAGGAAACCAAAGUUUGAUAUCGCACGGAACGUUCUAGAGCUUAUCUAUGGACAAACUCUCGCCUGGUUGGGUGUGCUGUUUUCCCCUCUGUUACCUGCUGUUCAGAUUAUUAAGCUGCUGUUUCUCUUCUACAUGAAGAAGGUGAGUCUGAUGAUGAACUGUCAGGCAUCUGGUAAACCGUGGCGCGCCUGUCAGAUGACCACCAUCUUCAUCACGCUGCUCUGCUUCCCCUCUUUUCUGGGCGCCGCUGUGUGCGUCACGUACACCAUGUGGACGAUAAAGCCGUCUGACAGCUGCGGACCGUUCCAGGGUUUGAAGACCAUGUUCCAGUCCGGGAAAUUGUGGGUGCAGCAGCUGGCAGCAGCCAAUAAGAAUCUGUCCUGGCUCAGCUGGGCGCACGCACACCUGGUGGAGAACCCGCUCUUCCUCUUCCUGUCUGCUGGCAUCUUCUUAAUCGUGAUUUACUUUCACAGUCAGGUGGUUGAUGGACAGAGGAAGAUCAUCGAGCUCCUUCAGGAACAGAUUGAAAAUGAGGGAGAAGAUAAAAAGUUUCUCAUCAUGCGACUGCAGCACAUUCAUGAACAGAGACGAACAGUUUCAACACGCCGCCUUAGAGGAGCCAGCAAGGACUCGAGCUAUUCAUGAGUUGACCUUGACGCUCUUUACCAACUGACAGUGACGUCGAGCAACUUCCUGUUGACCUGUAACAUGGAAACACUCUGGAAAAAACAGUUUACAGUAAAAACUUGCUGAAAGGACACCAGACCGAGCGCAAGUAGAGAACUCUGUAAUCAUGAAAGACACGUUGAUCGUCACAGUUCAUUCGCUCAAACUUGAGGAACGAUUUACAGGCAUACAUGAACGUAGAGACGCCAAUGUACUGUGAUUGUGUCCCGACAGCUCAGAAAUCUGUGGUUGAUAUAGAAUUAUACUGUUGAACAGAAGCACGGUAAAUUAUUGACAAGAGUGAGAGACACGGAAAGUUUUCUCUUGAAAAUGUUUCACUGUCACUGGCUUAUUUGUUUAGUUGGUUUUAGGUAAUUCUUUGAAAAUUCACUCUUUAUUUUGGUGACGGUGUAAUAUUUAUCAUUAAGAAACUUAACAUUACUGUGAAAAGUGGAAAUAUUUAACUCACCGUUAUAUUUCUCUCCCUCUCUCAAAAACUGGACCUUUUUUAAAUUGUGAUAGUAUUUUCAGAAAGGCAAUUUUUUAAUAAACAUUUUUUA
Messenger RNA from Myxocyprinus asiaticus (Chinese sucker), 2180 nucleotides. RefSeq names its product transmembrane channel-like protein 6. Gene Ontology annotation, molecular function: mechanosensitive monoatomic ion channel activity. The record is from RefSeq and is a predicted model, not a curated record. The transcript has 15 exons. NCBI's taxonomy places the organism in Eukaryota, Metazoa, Chordata, Actinopteri, Cypriniformes, Catostomidae. Gene Ontology annotation, cellular component: plasma membrane. The coding region runs from base 1 to 1599 and encodes 532 amino acids.